Messenger RNA from Hermetia illucens (black soldier fly), 886 nucleotides. Its product is annotated as peroxiredoxin-6-like. Gene Ontology annotation, molecular function: peroxiredoxin activity. The transcript has 4 exons. Gene Ontology annotation, cellular component: cytosol; mitochondrion. Gene Ontology annotation, biological process: cell redox homeostasis; cellular oxidant detoxification. The coding region runs from base 127 to 792 and encodes 221 amino acids. The record is from RefSeq and is a predicted model, not a curated record. Lineage: Eukaryota; Metazoa; Arthropoda; Insecta; Diptera; Stratiomyidae.
AUUCCUACUUGCAGUACACAUUUAACCGCGCAACAGCUAGAAGCUUCUGUAGUAUCUUUUGAACGUUCUUAAGUACUUGGAUCCUUACUCGAGUGUUAUAUCUUUUCGUAAAAGAAAUCUGUGAAAAUGCGUUUGGGUGCAACCGUUCCAAAUUUCAAGGCUGAAACCACCAAAGGACCAAUUCAGUUUCAUGACUGGCAGGGAGAUUCAUGGGUGGUACUCUUUUCUCAUCCUGCUGACUUCACUCCUGUUUGCACAACGGAAUUGGGAAGAAUUGCUUCCCACAAUGCUGAAUUUGUGAAAAGGAACGUAAAAUUAUUGGCUCAUUCAGUUGACAAAGUUAAAAGCCACAUUGACUGGGUGAACGACAUCAAAUCAUAUUGUCCUGAUAUUCAUGGAGAAUUCCCAUACCCGAUCAUUGCUGAUGAGGAUCGAAGUUUGGCUGUGAAAUUUGGUAUGCUCGAUGAACAACAGAAAAAUGAUCCAGAAAUUGCUAAAACUGUUCGGGCUUUGUAUAUUAUUAGUCCUGAUCAUGUAGUUCGUCUUUCGAUGUUUUAUCCAAUGUCAGUUGGCCGCAAUGUUGAUGAAAUUAUUCGUUCUAUCGAUGCCUUGCAACUCACUACUCGAAUUACGCAAAUAGCGACCCCUGCAAACUGGACGCCUGGGACGAAAGUGGUGAUUGCUCCAACUGUAUCAGACGACGAGGCCAGAAAACUUUUCCCUGGGGGAAUUGAGUUUGUCACUAUGCCUUCGGGUCAAAACUACGUCCGAACUACGACUCAUUACUCAUAAAUCUUUAAGAAAAUAAAUUUAUGUUAUUAUUGAAAUGUUAUCAAUGAGGUUUUCAAUUUUUACCUAAACAAUAAAUAAUUAACCAAUUACUUGA